AUGCAACUAGUCGUGUGUGGGUAUAAUUCGGCAGGAAAAACGUCGUUCUUGCAUAGUUUUCUCAAAUAUGGCGCGUUUCUACCGACUGGAGAUGGCGCCGUAACGGGUCGUAUUGUGAAAUUCUCCUAUGCAUCACCUGAUGAAAGGCUAUCAAAGAACAUUUGGAACGUCCAACGUACAACAUUUUAUCAACACAGCAGGGCAACACAGCAAGCAACACAGCAGGGCGCAAUUGAUCGGAUUAUUCAAUUUGCAGCCGAGCACGAUUUACAGGGCACUAAAUAUGUUAGUAAAAUCAUGUUAGAUGCUAUUGACGCCUUCUUCGAUUUCGUACUUGUCACCAAUCGACGUUCACCUGUUGAAUGGGAUCGACUACGAGAACAGGCCCUCAACUGGUCCGAUGAAUUCUUUCAUCAGUAUCGCGCCAAAAUUGAUACAAUGGCAAAGGAUAUUGAAGUACAUGUACUUCAGAAAUUCCAUGAACGACGCGAUCGUAUGGAAGAAAACGCUUUCAUCACCUACAAAAAAGGAUGGUAUACUCCGGCGAAAUUCCUUAUGAAAAUGUGCCCGAACUAUAGCAUUCCGGAACACGAUGAGUUGGCUAAUGAAAGAAAACGUAUUAUUUACUCGGCUGUCGAAGAAGAAGUAGUCAGACCCGUGCUGAAACAAAUAAUCAGCAAAAUGAAUAUUGAAAUGAAACAACUUACCAUUGAACAAAGCACGGUUGUAUUAUCGACUAAGAACGAGCUACUCUGUGCAGCAUUUCACGAGGUGUUAACAAAUUCUGUUGAUCUGAGCAAAUUGUUCACGGUUUGUAGUUACAAUUUUGAUCGAAUCUUCACCGAAAUUAUGUGUUUCGUUUUGUCCAGUGUGCUAUUCGCCAGGCUAGUAGCUCUUCGUGUACAGUUUAGCCUACUUGGCAUACACCAUGAUAAUGAAAUAAGAAAGGAGCAAAAUCAAAAAAAUGCUAUCAGGCAUUGUUUAGUUGAUGUCGAAGAUCAUUUAUCUAAUAUAAGCGAAUUAAUGGAACCAAAACUGCGCAAGUGGCUUGAUGAUAACCGCAAACAAUUCAAACUCAAAGUGGAUACCUAUCAUAACAUCGUUCAAAAGACCAAGCAACGUCGAGAGAAAGCUUACAAAUUGAGUCGUACAUUUUCUGGACGUUUUGCUCGUAUCGAAUGUCGCCUCGUUGCUAAUCUUGAUUUGGCUAAACAUCAUGGAACUGAACCUAUGAUCGGCAGUGAAUCACUCGGUCAGGGUGGCUUCUUCAUUGUUCACCCAGCUUCCUGGGGCGUUAAUCAACAACUAGUUGCCAAGAUACCUCGUGAUCCUGUGACAUAUCCCGACAUGGUUUACUUGGAAGCACACUUUCAUCGUACUAUUACACGUCUUCGAAUUGAACACAUGGUACCACUUCGUUAUCUAUUCGAAAAAGAAGAACAACAAGCACAAGCAGCAGCAUCCGUUGAACAGAAACAACUCUUCAUUCUGUUGCCUCGUUAUCGAACCAAUUUACGUACGUAUUUAGUUACAAAUAUUUGCAAUAUAUCAAUAGACAGAGUCGUACAGAUUGUACUUGAUAUUGCCCGUGUAAUUGCACAUAUGCAUUCUUAUGAACUUGUGCAUCGAGAUGUGAAAACCCUCAACAUUUUGCUUGAUGAUCAUGAACAAGUCUACCUAGCCGAUUUCGGUACAUGUCAACAUGGCACAGAGAAUGUAACAGUGAUCGGAUCGCGUCCAUUCGCUCCCGAGCUUAGCUCAGAUCAUCAGUUCUCAUAUGAUGGAGCAGCACUUGAUGUUUAUUCAUUGGGCAUACUUAUGUAUGUAGUUACACCUAAACGCACCUAUGUUGAACUGACACGACCAAUCACUGAGACUGAUGUCAACAGUCUUGAUCAAACUCUUGUUCCUGAUAGUUUUCGACAAUUAAUACUUCGUUGUGUCGAUGUGGAUCCUAAGAAACGUCUUACUGUAUCUCAAGUUGUGCAGGAAUUAGAGAAUAUCGCCAAUCAAGUGGCCAACUCUAGACCAUGUCUUGUAUGCUUAGAUCAGCCACGGUAUCGACGCUGCUUGCCAUGUGGUCAUAAGACCAUGUGUAACACAUGCCUCACUCAGAGACAACAAACAAACCCCAUGUCUGAAUGUAUUCUUUGUCGAAAAGUGUUUACAAGCACACAGGAAGAUGCUAAUAUGCACACAAUUGAAGCUAGUGGCACAAAACUAGCAGAGUAG
Messenger RNA from Didymodactylos carnosus, 2232 nucleotides. The record is from the annotation of a GenBank genome assembly. Lineage: Eukaryota; Metazoa; Rotifera; Eurotatoria; Philodinida; Philodinidae.